AAGGAGCAACAUCUACAUUUACAUUUACAGAGAUGAAUAGUAGAUUGUUCAGUGUGGACACAUUCAUUCUGUUUCUGCGUUCUGUAAGAACGUGGUUCAUGGCACUGAGACCUCUCACACUCGGCUGUGGACACUGGGAGUGGAGACAACGAACUUUGGCAUGAAAGGGUUAACCAAGAGGGACUGUCUGUUACGCACUGUCGACUGCUCACUGCAGCUCGGCUAAAAGGAUUGGUGAAAUCAGAUGCAGCUUCCACUUGCAGGAGAAGUUACAUACCAGAAAAACUGGAGAUUGCAUGGGUUUCUGGACCAAAGUCUGGUGGAUUGAAAGAGUAAACAAGAAAAAGCACAGGGGCUGAAAAAAAGACAAACUAGGAAGUGACAAAGAAUCAAAGUGAACUUUGUCCUACAAAAGUGUUGCAGUCAGAGAGAGUCAGUCAGAGAGAACAAAGCUGGUAACAGACCAGAAACAGCAGACAGAAACACCUCAAUGGCUUACCGGCUUUUUGAAGGAAAGGGACAUGCCUCAAUUUAUCAAAAGUACCGUUUCACCCCUCCAACUGAGCUCAAGAACAUUAUCAUUGAAUACUUGGACAAAAAGAAAGGACAGCCACAUGUGCUGGCGGUGGAUCUGGGGUGUGGAACGGGUCAGAACACUCGACUUCUUGCACCAUGUUUUCAAAAAGUGGUCGGCAUUGACAUCAGUGACUGUCAACUGGAGGAGGCCCGGGCUGUGCCAGGGUACCCCAACAUCACAUACAGUAAAGGACCAGCAGAGGAGCUCCCAUUUCCCGAUGGUUCUGUAGACUUGUUGACAGCAGCUUCAGCAGCCCACUGGUUUGAUCGAGAAAAGUUCUUUGUUGAAGCAAAUCGGGUUCUGAAGCCCAGGGGCUGCAUAGCUCUGCUGGGCUUCAGCGAUCCUAACACCAAACUCAAGUACAAGGACUGUGGAGACAAACUGGACCACAUCUAUCAGGGGGUGAAGCGUGUGCUGGCGCCAUACACAAGCAACCCAGCUAUCGAGGCUGAGGGUAAACUGGAAGGAGUUUUCUCUGCCAUUCCUUUUCCAGAUAAAGAGAGGAUUGAGAGUUUUCGGGUAAAAAAUCUCAUCUCUGUCAGACACCUAUUGGGCUUCAUCGAAACCUGGUCUAUGUUCCAGGGUUACAAGAAGAAAGACCCCAAGAGCGCAGAAGAUCUGCUGGUUAACACUCAGAAAAGAUUCCUGGAUGAGAUGGGCGUGACUUCUCUUGACACUGAAAUUGAGCAGCAUUUUGAAUAUUUUUGUCUACUGGCAUCAAAAUAACUGUAAUCAACACUACGGCGUUGGAUAUUAUCGAUAGGAUUGCGAUUUGGCCACUGAGAGGGCUAUUUUAAGACCUGGAUUUCGGUGUCCUUCAAAACCUUUUGGGCACAUGGACAAUCAAAAUCAGCAUCUAUGUGCAUUAUCGGACCAAAUGAGUUCUAAAAGUCUCCAUGUUUCAGAUGUUCAGAUGGCCAAAUAUCAGUCUGGCUGUGUGAGCAGUAGAGUUAGUUUUUUUUGGAUGAUGACUUUGAAGGUCUCCACGAUGAAGAGCCCUCUGUGAAACAUCAAGUCCAGAAGAAACCAGUUCAGCAACAAUCAUCUUUGCAGCUGUUUGGGGAUUCUUAUUGGCAUCGUUCACUAUUGAUCUUCAAAAACCUAAAAUCCUACACAUUUCAUCAUAUUUGUGUUUGUCUUUAAUAGAAUCUGUCGCUUUUAUUGUUACGCUUGUGCGAAUGCAUCUGCUCAUGAAUAGCCUAUCAGCAUAUGGUCCAAUACACGUUCACUGCAUCUGUAGCUAGUCAUAGGAUGAUUUUCAGGUGAUGCUAUUUAAAUUAGCUUAAUUGAUUGAUAAUGGACAGGUAUGCAGACAUCCAUAAAGUCGGUUCUUUUUGGUUGUUCAGUGGUCUGGUGAGUGUUAACUCAAUGUAAAGGAAGAAAACCAUCAGAAAAUGAUAUUAAUUAAACAAUUGGGGUCAGGUUAGGAGGCCAUUUUCAAUUUGGAGGUAAUCAUGAAAACAUCUAACCAUGCAAACUUAUGAAAAAGUGGCGAUUCGUGAGUUGCCUAUCAUUCACCAGUUAACUUGUUAUAUCUUUACGUUCAUGUUUUUACGAAUACAAAAAGAUUUGUUUUGAAAUGCUGCCAGGAGACAGCUGCUUCUCUUUAAACAAGAGUGAAGAAAUAAGAACGAACCACACUGUCUAGAGCAAUGUCCUUUGGACAGAGAAGACCAAAGUGGAGAUGUUUGGGCAUUUGACACCACGCCAGCGCCACGUUGAGUGAAAACACAAAACAGCUCUUAAACUAGUUGUCAAGCAGGAUGAUGAUUCGGACAUGUUUUGCCAUCACAGGACCUUCAACCAGGAACUCUUCUGUAUUUUAGGGUCGAAUGUGAAGCCAUCUGUUUGCCAGCUGAAGCUUGGCUGAAACUGCUACUGAAUAAUGAUCCCAGGCAGGCCAGCAAAUCCCAGCUGAAUGGCUGAAAACAAAAAGGAUCAAAGGCAUUGUAGUGGCCCAGUUGACAUGCAGAUCUCAACCCAGAGGACAUUUUGUGGUGACGCCUUCGAGUGAGCUUUACAGACUGAACGUGAAAUAAGAUCAAAUUAGGUGAAAGACCUAUUUCAGCUUUGUUUCUGUUAAAUCAAUAUUGACAAGAUGUAAUAUUUCCAUAUGUUGCUAUUAAUCAGAGAUCUAUAUCACCUGGGUUUUAAAACCAUCUAUGAAUAGAUUAUUUUUGUCUCUGGAUAUGUAAAACCGUAUAAUCAAAAGAGGGUGUAUGUUUUUUUUUCCCACAUGCCGUACAUUCUUGUUUCCCUGCCAGAUUGACCUAGUUCCUCUGAGCUCUAGCGUUUUUGAUCUUGUGCCCAUUUGCUCUGCUUUUUUUUCUAGAUAUUUUUGUUUUUUUGUGUAGGAGUGUUUGGAUUAUGUUUUUUCCUUUUCUCUCUACUUGUAUGUCACACUGACAUAUACCUGGUAUGACUCCCAACUGUGAUUAAAUAAAUCUUCCCUGUUAGACUUUCA
This is a messenger RNA of Cololabis saira (Pacific saury), 3041 nucleotides long. RefSeq lists its product as uncharacterized. The coding region runs from base 491 to 1303 and encodes 270 amino acids. The transcript has 9 exons. Gene Ontology annotation, molecular function: S-adenosylmethionine-dependent methyltransferase activity. The record is from RefSeq and is a predicted model, not a curated record. NCBI's taxonomy places the organism in Eukaryota, Metazoa, Chordata, Actinopteri, Beloniformes, Belonidae.